This is a messenger RNA of Ictalurus punctatus (channel catfish), 3844 nucleotides long. It is a transcript of the gene cnot2, whose product is annotated as CCR4-NOT transcription complex, subunit 2. The record is from RefSeq and is a predicted model, not a curated record. Gene Ontology annotation, cellular component: CCR4-NOT core complex; P-body. Lineage: Eukaryota; Metazoa; Chordata; Actinopteri; Siluriformes; Ictaluridae. Bases 121 to 1683 code for a protein of 520 amino acids. Gene Ontology annotation, biological process: regulation of stem cell population maintenance; regulation of DNA-templated transcription; nuclear-transcribed mRNA poly(A) tail shortening. The transcript has 15 exons.
AGGCUCGGGGUCAGUAAGGGGUCAGAGGGUAAAGGCUAUUCACCCAGCAUUCCCAGCUUCAGGAUACACAGCCAUCUUGGAUCUACGAGCAGAGGGGAAAUUAAUGCGGUGACGAACGGUAUGUUUAGUGCUACAAGAAAGAAGUUUGUAGAGGGGGUCGAAAGCGACUACCCUGAUGAGAGUAUGUACUACGGCCAGCCGUCGAUGUUCCCUCAUCGAUCGGAGAAAGAUAUGCUGGCAUCUCCUUCGCCGUCAUCGUCAGGUCAAUUGUCGCAGCUUGGUGCAAGUUUGUAUGGCCCCCAAAGUGCACUAGGCUUCUCAAUAAGGAGCAUGAGCAACAACAAUCCUCAGUUAAGCCGCAGUUUAACACAAGGUACUCAGUUACCGAGCCAUAGCACCCCAACAACGGGGGUCCCAACAAUGUCUCUCCAUACUCCGCCUUCGCCAAACAGGGGCAUUCUGCCUAUGAACACCAGGAACAUGAUGAAUCACUCGCAAGUGGGCCAGGGCAUGAGUCUGAGUGGCAGGACCAACAGUAUGGGAAGCUCAGGCCUUGGGAGUCCCAACCGCAGCUCGCCCAGCAUCAUCUGCAUGCCAAAGCAGCAGCCGGCGCGCCAGCCCUUCACCAUAAACAGUAUGUCGGGUUUUGGAAUGGGUCGAAGUCAGGGGUUUGGUAUGAACUCUUUAUCGAACAACAUCUUUAAUGGAACAGAUGGGAGUGAAAACGUGACAGGACUGGACCUCUCGGACUUUCCAGCAUUAGCAGACAGAAGUCGGAGGGAAGGAAAUGGAAACCCAACACCGUUGCAUAAUCCCUUGGCUGGAAGGGCUCCCUAUGUUGGGAUGGUCACAAAGCCGUCGACUGAACAGUCCCAAGAUUUCUCGAUUCACAAUGAGGAUUUUCCUGCACUGCCUGGGCCUAACUACAAGGAUCCAACGUUGAGCACGGAUGAAAGCAAAUCAAACUUGAACUCCUCAACCAAGAGCAGCUCCAGUGCAGAUGGCCCCAAGUUCCCAGGUGAUAAGACAUCAGCACAGAACAACAACCAGCAGAAAAAGGGGAUCCAGGUGUUGCCUGAUGGCAAGGUGACGAACAUUCCUUCUGGAAUGGUGACGGAUCAGUUUGGAAUGAUCGGGCUGCUAGCCUUCAUCCGAGCAGCUGAAACAGACCCUGGAAUGGUUCAUCUGGCGUUAGGAAGCGACCUGACCACACUGGGACUCAACCUCAAUUCUCCAGAGAAUCUGUAUCCCAAGUUUGCAUCUCCUUGGGCCUCUGCACCAUGCCGACCACAGGACAUCGACUUCCAUGUUCCGUCUGAGUACUUAACCAACAUUCAUAUAAGGGACAAGCUUGCUGCAAUAAAACUAGCACGUUAUGGGGAGGACCUGCUGUUCUACCUCUACUACAUGAACGGAGGAGAUCUCUUACAACUUCUGGCUGCUGUGGAACUCUUUAACCGAGAUUGGAGGUACCAUAAGGAAGAGAGGGUGUGGAUUACAAGAGCACCUGGCAUGGAGCCUACUCUGAAGACCAACACUUAUGAGAGGGGGACGUACUACUUCUUUGAUUGUCUUAACUGGAGGAAAGUCGCUAAGGAGUUUCACCUUGAGUAUGACAAGCUUGAGGAGCGGCCUCACGUACCAACCACCUUCAACUACAACCCGGCACAGCAGGCCUUCUGAACUGGAGGUGCUCAGGCUCUCUGAGCUGCAGGAACAGACCUCAGCACUAGACUUGGCCAACCACAAUCUGCUUUUAUUCCUCACCUGUCUGGACAAGGACUGCAGGAGGAGGGCAGGUGGUCUCUACCUUAACCAGUGAGGGGAGACACCAUGCCUUACCAAUAAUGUGCUGCCCAAAAUGACACACACACACCCCCUUACACUGUUUUUAAAUAUUCUCAUACCCUCUUUCUUUUCCUCCUUUUUCAUUUUGAGCACCAGUCUGUAUUUUGUUUACGCCUCAGAUCAAAAGCCUGUUUGGUCUCUGGCAGGAGAAAUGACUUGCAGUACGACAAAAGGCUACGUUUCGUUUUCCGAAACGUACCAUGUUAGUAAACAGGACACACACAAAAAUCAAUCCAAUACAUGUGAAUACAAAAGGGCGGAAGAAAAAUGCAAUGUUCAUUGUUGCACUAUUUAGUAAUAAAAGAACACAAAAAUUGUUUUGUGCUUUUUUAUGUGGAAAAAUGCUCUUCUCCUGUUUUUGUCUGGAAGGAUACACAACCUACUGUUAACAUCAUGGAAGCUCUCUCUCUUUUCCUUUAGCCUUUUUUCUUUUCUUCUCCUCCAGAACAUUCCUUUCAGCCGUCAUCUUAACCGUGCAUUCGAUCCUACACCCGAUCAGGUUUUCUCUGCCUAACUCCAAUAAUUACAAAUCAGACUGUUUUAGUGACCAUUGUGGGAACAGCUUGUGGACCAUCCUCACCCAGGGGGUUAUGACUAAGCUACAUUGUUCCAGAUAAAACACUUCUCAGUCUUUGUUACGAUUUUGUAAUAAAUGUGUACAUUUUUUUUUUAUUUUUUUGGACAUCACAUGAAUAAAGAUAUGUAUGUACGAAUGUGUAUAUAUUAUAUAUAUAGAUAGCUGUAUCUAUAUAUAUAUAUACAUGACGUCUAUUUUGGAAAAAGGUAAUUAUUCUUUGCUCAGCCUCAUUUUUAGGAGGUGAGCAGUGGUGGCAUUAUGUGUUAGAAAUAAACAGAAGAAAAAAAAAUAGUGUUAAUAAUAUUGAGCUGCCAGACAGGGCUUCACACUUGUUACCCUGUGCACUUAAGACCAAGAUAAAUAUUCAAAAAUACGGAAGGCCAGAUUUUUUCGAACUAAGGCAAUCUAUAUCCCCAGCCCCUGAAAAAGAAGGUGGAAACAUUUCACAUGCAGCUGUUUGAAUAGAAGCAUUUCAUAGGAAAAGGAAAAUUGGUAAUACUGCUAACAAAAAAAACAAAAAACAGACCAGUCUUGUAUUUUCUGAAAACGUUGAACGCGUCUUUCUUUCCUUUGUAAUAAAGCAGAACGGCUUUCCUGAACCAGUGUUUGUCUCUCUAUGGGAAGGGGUUCGAGGGCAAUGAGGAGGAGCAGCAGUGAAAGACUGGCAGAGUUUGAACCAAGACUGAGAAAGAACACCAGCUACUAAGGAAGAUGUGCAUGUGCUAUAAUGACUAAAACAAGCCUGUAAUAUUUUGUGACUGUAUGAUGACGGAUUGGUAUAAUCUCCAAACAAAUGAGAGCACAUUAAUGCAUGUGAUUAAAAAAUAUGAGCUAGCUGUCUGUAGGUCACUUAGCUGUAAAUAAGUGAAUGUGAGUUGAAUAUACCAGAGACAUAGUGUUCCAAGAAAUCUCAUGAAUUGUUUUAUUAGGGCAUUACACACAUUUAGUUUUCCACAAAUUGUAUGAUUACAGUUAUUUAUUUUAAAAAUGACAAGGUUCAAGGAAGAGAGAGAAUCAAUCAACACUCAGCUGGAAUGUUUUCAAAAUUCUACCAUUAAGCAUUCAUGUGCAUUAUGGUCAUGUGCAUAAAGAUUUCACACAGAGCCUCCAUGUUAUAACAUUUGACCAAAAAAAAAAAAAAAAAAGGCAACGCUUCUGUUGCACACAUUUUUAUACUGAUUAGGCAGCAUGGACAUCAGGUACUAAAUACAAUGUUAGUUUGCUACAUUUCCAUGGACUUCAGCUCACUGAGCAAAAAAAAAAAAAAAAAAAAAUCAGCCACAUCAUUUGUUUUUUAAUACACGGGCAUAAUUCCCUUGGAUUAUCACAUGAGGAUCCCAUCAGUGUCUUGAGAUAGUUCCUAUUAAUUUGACCCUGCUCCUUCACUGACUUGGUGUGCAACCUAGUGAGUGUUCAUGG